This is a messenger RNA of Tigriopus californicus, 539 nucleotides long. RefSeq lists its product as uncharacterized. The record is from RefSeq and is a predicted model, not a curated record. Bases 60 to 449 code for a protein of 129 amino acids. NCBI's taxonomy places the organism in Eukaryota, Metazoa, Arthropoda, Copepoda, Harpacticoida, Harpacticidae. The transcript has 5 exons.
UGCAUAACACAAGUAAAACGCCACCACCUUAUUCGUUUCUUCAUCAGUCAGCACAUCUCAUGAUGGUCAAAUACCACCAUUGCCUUCUAGUUGGCCUCAUCUUCAGUUUGACCCUGGGUUCUACAUUGAGUGAAGAGACCUCGCCCUCAACGGAUGUGGCAAAAACCAAAUCCACCGCUGUCAAAGCCGAAAAAAGUGAGGACUUUGACUUCUCGUGGCAAAAGUUGUUGACCCUUGGUUUCAAGAUCGCUCUGGCCUACUUCACAUCACCCGCGGGGGGAUUGGACAAGUCCGACAAUUUUCCAUCUCAGGCAAUCAUGGGAACUGUCAUCAGUGCAGUGACAGACAUCAAGGAUCCACAAGAAAUCGCAGUCAUGGCCAAACAAGCUUCUGAGGUCUUUGGAUUGUUGGAAAGCUUUCUCCGUGCUCUCCAAACCUCUUUUAGCUAGGGCAUAUUCUUCAUGUUGAAGAUUAGCAAAAAAACCAAUUUUCGUUAUGUUUGGUGGAGUCUGCAAUAAAUCCAUCUCCUUGUCAACAUA